Molecule: messenger RNA, 1575 nt
Organism: Asparagus officinalis (garden asparagus)
Lineage: Eukaryota; Viridiplantae; Streptophyta; Magnoliopsida; Asparagales; Asparagaceae
Exons: 5
Coding region: 1-1575 (524 amino acids)
Source: RefSeq, a predicted model, not a curated record
AUGACUUUCCUCUUUUGUAAAUGGCUGAUAGCCACCAAUAUUGUCACUCGACGUAGGAGGAUAUCAGACUCAGAGGAAGAAAUAGCUCCACGGCAAGCAGCAGAACUGCCUCGCGAAGCUGUGAUGUCGCCUCGAGGAAAAGAGGCUGCUGAAUCAUCAAGGAAAGGAAAGGAACCGGCUCGCUCAGUCGGUAGUGAAGAAGAAUUUGACUCUGAGGAGACGGAGACUUCCGAGGAGGCGGGUGAGACUAGCUCAAGUUCUGAUGAAAGAGCGGGUCUUUCUGAUUCUUUCUUUGAAAGAGGACUUGUGUGCCCAUCUGUUGCUCCUACUCAAUCACAAGCUACUUCGAGAAAACGGGGAGAGAGGGUCGUCAUGACCUAUCCUAAUCGGAUGACGGUAGACAUUCUCAGUGGGGACGAAGAGGAUGAAGAGGAUGAAGUGCCUCUUGCUCGUCGACAAAGAUCACGACCUCCCACUCAAGCUCAAACCCAAAUUCCUCCUCGAACUGAAUUACGCACCAAACGUCGUCACGAAGGUCCUGAAGCACAUCCACCGAAGAAACAAAAGAAAGCUGCUUCUAAACCGCGCGUUCAUCUUUCUGCCGUAGAAGAUAUCUCUGGUCGUAAUGUUUCUUCUGAUGAACUAGGUAAUUAUUUAUUUUUAUCUCUCUUACAUUUUUUUUUAAUGCUCGAACUCAUUUCAUUUCCAAUUUCUGUAGAGAGUCAAGAAGAGGGAGAAUAUCGAGUUGGAGCUGCUUCUCCUGGAGGUAUGGAGACUGAGGAGACCAGCUUCGUCCAGCAAAUGCAAGAUGUUCUGAAAGAAGGACCAGCUGACGUUCCACCCACUCCUGACGUUGAUCCAUCAGCUGCGGACACAGUCAAAUUAAAAGAAGCAGGUACCAGUAGUGGAGCUCUCGAAUCAGCCCCGACCAACGAAGAUGUCACAAUGCACGAAUCUGUUGGAGGAGAGACCACGCAUACAACAGAGGUCGAGGAAUUCAAUGAACAUCACCUCGAUUUCAAUCUCUCUGAAGGCGACCAUGAGUAUAUCUCCGACUUACUAUCGGGGAAAACUCCUGGUGCAGCCACGGAAUCCAACGUUGGAGUCGGUCCAACAGAAGCAGGUCCUUCUGAAAGACCAGUUGCUGGAACUGAUACUACUAUAAUCAUUGGUACGUCUGAUCGACUGGAGAGUAGUGAACUUGUGCCGUGGACAAGAACCGAAGUUGAUUUGCAAUCAUCAGUUCUUGAACCUCAACCUUCUACUCCUAUGGACCCCAUGAUGAUAGAAGUCACUGUCACUCCCCAGAUUAGUCCAGUUGCAACAAAAGCGAGACCAACUGAAGAAGUUGGUACAUCGGCCGAUGUUGUGACUAGAAUUGAAUCUCCUCUUAAAGAGUCUCUUAGUUUGGACCCGCCGUCCUCUGAGACUUUAGUUGAAAAAGUCCCUGAUGUAGCGGGUGCAUCAACAGCUACCAUUCCUGAACCAAUCUUGACUGUUCAGGAAUCCAGAUUAUCAUCCUUGAGCGAACCAAGUCAUGCUGAAGGUUCUUCCGUCGAAUUUGGUAUGCUUUAG